AUGACCAGCAUCACAGGAACCGCUGUUGGCACGCAAGAAGAAAAGCUUCAGAACAGCCAACACAUCACACAUUGCCUCCAUCGUCAUUGGCCAGCGGCACUUACACCGUGGCUGUGGUACAGAUACAGCGGGUGGGUCACAGCGGUGACCCCAGCAUCCCCUAUCGGCUUCAGUGGAGCCCUAGCCGCAGAGGUGCCCCAGAUUAUCAUUCACCACCUCGACUUACACACCGACAUUGUUCCACAUUAUCACCAGAACAACCUCACAAAACACACUCCCCCCAGAAAAAUGAUAGCAAGGUCAGACGAAAGUUAUUUUCCUCCAGUGCAAUCCAAAAUGGUUCUGGCACCAGAAUCCGAAGCAAAAGUAAUAGCCACCGAGCCACUUCCGGAUAGUGAAGCAGUCUGGACCAAACUUGUCAAAAAAAUCUACCUCGAUCCCAAAGGCAUAACCCGCACCUGGGAAUCCGCCGAGCGCCGCACCCGCCCCAAAGCAUCCGGCAUCGACGGCGUGGGCAUCGUCGCCAUCCUCGAAAAGCCCACCGGUCCCGAAGUCGUUCUCCAGAAGCAAUACCGCCCACCCCUGGACAAGAUCGUCAUCGAGCUCCCCGCCGGCCUCAUCGACGAGGGCGAGACGGCAGAAGAAGCCGCCGUUCGUGAGCUAAAGGAGGAGACUGGUUACGUCUGCGAGGUGAUAGAGUCCUCGCCCGUCAUGUUCAACGACCCCGGCUUUACGAACACCAACCUCAAGAUGGUGCACGUCAGUGUCGAUAUGAGCUUGCCGCAGAAUCAAAACCUGGAGCCGGAGCUGGAGGAGAAUGAGUUCAUCGAGGUGUUUUACGUGAAGCUUGUUGAUUUGUGGGAGGAGUGUAUACGACUGGAGAAGGAAGGGUACGCGAUUGAUGCUAGGAUAGCGAAUUUGGCCGAGGGUAUUGAGAUUGCAAAGAAGUUCAAGCUGUGA
Messenger RNA from Podospora anserina S mat+, 960 nucleotides. RefSeq lists its product as uncharacterized. Gene Ontology annotation, cellular component: cytosol; nucleus. The record is from RefSeq and is a predicted model, not a curated record. Bases 1 to 960 code for a protein of 319 amino acids. Lineage: Eukaryota; Fungi; Ascomycota; Sordariomycetes; Sordariales; Podosporaceae. Gene Ontology annotation, biological process: nucleoside phosphate metabolic process; ribose phosphate metabolic process. The transcript is spliced from 3 exons. Gene Ontology annotation, molecular function: ADP-ribose diphosphatase activity.